ACUGUGGUUCCUGGUCCUGCAUUUUUGUUCAAAGACAGGCUUUCUUUUUCAUUUUAGAUUUCAGUAACACGGGUUUUUAUUUAUCCUAAAUUCUCCUUCCUCGGUUGUAAUUAACUGCCUCCUAAUUUCUCCUUGAUUCUCCUUUCUAAUUUCCAGAUUCAUUUAGCUAUUAGUCUCAGUAUCUGACUCAAACUCAUUAUGUUAGGUAAGGGAUCAGAGAGGGAUUUGAAAUUAGGUAGAGAAUAGUGGAGAUCUUCUUUCUUUUUGUUGUUAUUUUCAAAGUAGAUAGUGGGGUAUGUAUGGCAUCAUCACUUGGAUCUUUCCAAGGCAAUUAUGUAAAUGACAUUACAAGACUGUAUCAUUACAGCUUCAGGGGAGGGGAGGAGAGGAGUGUCAAAAAGUAUGAUCUACAAUUACAUUACAAGACUUGGGUCACGAGGGAAUUCUUUUUGGAACAAUUAGUGUAUCCCCUUUCACCAAAAAAAAUGUUAGCUAGAAACACAUGAACAAUCAAACUAUAUAAAUUAAUAAAUAAAUAACUCAUCAACUAUAAAGGGAGUUUUGAAGGUCUUAUACGGCUUGGCCAUAUGAUUUAAAGAAAAUACAAUCAAGACUCUCCCAACCCAAAGGGACAUUCCCGGUGCAGGGAAGUUUUCUCCUAAGAAAGGAUCUAAUAUAUCUCAAACGUAAUGGGUCUAGCCUAAUGAAAAUGACUUUAUUUUGCAGAACAAUGAUGUCAAGAUCGAACACAAUUUCUUUUCCUUCCUCACAAUAUUUUUUGUUCAAAGAUCCCUUCCUCACCAAUUCUAUUUUUGGUAAAUUCUCUACUUCUUUCUAGUUUCUAUUUUUGGCAAAUUAGGUGCAAGUCCUUAUGGAUGUGGAAAAAUUCUGUACGAAGAAAAAGAAGAGCGAAAAUCCAAUAUGGAGGACGCGAAGAAGUGUUUAGAGCUGACGCCGGACGAGUCAGAGGCCGUGUCACGAGUCGUCGUUCCAGAAAUCCGAGUCGGAAAAGAGCCGAGUUUGUACGAUCUUUUCGCUACGACAGGCAUCCGAGUCGACCGAGUCGAACCCGGAUUCGCCGUCUGUUCUUUCAAGGUCCCUCCUCGCCUCACCGAUAAAGAUGGAAAUCUGUCUAAUGGUGCAAUUGCAAACCUUGUUGAUGUAGCUGGUGCUUCUCUUAUUUAUGUUAUGGGUCUCCCCAUGAACGUUUCAGUGGACAUGUCCAUCUCCUAUGUGUCAAAGGCGAAGAUUGAUGAUGAGUUAGAGAUCACCUCAAAAAGGUUAGGACAAAAAGGCGGUUAUUCUGGAACAUCAGUCCUGAUGAGAAACAAAGCAACUGGGGAGAUUGUAGCCGAAGGUCGACAUUCAUUGUUUCGUUCACCUGCUGCUAGCAAACUCUGAGUCCUUUCCAUUUACAAGUACAAACCAUGUAUGAAGCGAACUCUCCAUAUUAGGGUUGCUUUUCUUUUUGUAAGUAUUCAUUUAUUUUUUAUUUAAUAAAAGAUAGGAAUGUUAGAAGGACAUAGACCAAAUAACCAAAUUAUUGGCCUUGUAAUGACUUGGAUUCUUUUUUAUUUCAAACUCCUGCAUGCAUUCACACCAGAUAAAAUGAGACAUAUUACAUCCGA
Prunus persica (peach) is the source of this 1628-nucleotide messenger RNA. RefSeq names its product acyl-coenzyme A thioesterase 13. The record is from RefSeq and is a predicted model, not a curated record. Bases 922 to 1401 code for a protein of 159 amino acids. The transcript is spliced from 3 exons. NCBI's taxonomy places the organism in Eukaryota, Viridiplantae, Streptophyta, Magnoliopsida, Rosales, Rosaceae. Gene Ontology annotation, molecular function: fatty acyl-CoA hydrolase activity.